AUGUCUCGCUCUCCAAGUCCUAAGAAUCCUGCCUUUGACAAUCAACAGGACUUUGGCGAUGCACAUCUCUUGGAAGGUGCUGAUGAAGCAUUCAUGCCGGAACAGGGUAUACAGUUGGGGCCUCUAUUCCGGACAUUCCACCCGCAUCUCACAGGACGCAAGUGCAAUGUCCAUGGCAACUUCAUCGACCAGAAUGCCCUCCCACCACCUCAAACUGAAGCAUUACCCACCAACUGGACCCCAUAUGAAAAUCAGGUCGCAUUUGAGACAGCGGAAUUCCUCUAUACACAUAACCAAAUGUCUGCGGGGCAGAUUGACACCCUUCUUGACCUCUGGGCAGCCACACUUAUCAAACAUGAUGACAGUCCUCUGUUCACUGGCCACUGUGACUUAUAUGAGACUAUCGAUUCAACUCCUCUUGGUGAUGUUUCCUGGCAGACUUUCUCAAUGUCCUAUAGCAGAACCAGACCAGCUGAGAAUGUUCCGCCAUGGAUGACUGCUGAGUAUGAUGUGUGGUUCCACGAUCCACGUCUACUGGUUCACAAUAUGCUUUCAAACCCUGACUUUGCUGCCGAGAUUGAAUAUGUCCCAUAUCAGGACUAUACAGAUGAUAAUAAACAUUGUUACAAGAAUUUUCUCUCUGGUGAUUGGGCUUGGAAGCAAGUGGAUAUUAUCACAUGGGAUCCAGAAACUCAUGGAUCGACGUUUGUGCCCCUGAUCAUUGGCAGUGACAAGACUAUGGUCUCAGUUGCCACAGGACACACUGAAUACCAUCCGCUCUAUCUAUCAAUUGGGAACAUUUUCAAUGGAGUUCGGUGUGCACAUUGCAAUGGUGUGGUAUUGGUGGGCACAAAGGAACAUUUAGAUGAUAAAGACUUUCGCAAUUUCCACCGUCAGAUGUUUCACUCCUCACUUGCCAAGAUUUUUGAGCCUGUGAAGUUGAAUAUGACAGUUCCUGAUGUUGCACACUGUCCCAAUAGCCAUUAUCGGCGUGUUAUCUAUGGGUUAGGCCCAUACAUCACUGAUUAUCCUGAGCAGGUGGCUCUUUCUGGAGUAGUCCAAAACUGGUGUCCAAAUGAACCUUUACUCCGGUGCAGACAUCACACCAACCUCGUGGGAAUCAUCCAAGAGGUUGUGCCUUUCACGAAUGAUUUCCCUCGAGCAGAUAUCCACGAACUUCUCUCUCCAGACAUCCUGCAUCAAAUCAUCAAAGGCACAUUCAAAGAUCACCUUGUUGACUGGGUAGAACAAUACUUGUUGCUCACGCACCGGGCUUCAGAUGCAGCAGAAAUCAUGGAUGACAUUGAUCGAAGGAUAGUGGCUGUAGCUCCUUUUGCAGGUCUGCGGUGCUUUCCAGAAGGGCGCGGAUUCAAGCAGUGGACUGGUGAUGAUUCCAAGGCUCUGAUGAAGGUAUAUCUGCCUGCCAUCAGUGGUCAUGUCCCUCAGGAUGUAGUUCGCGCAUUCAGCACAUUCCUUGACUUCUGCUACAUAGUCCAACGAGACACCCUUAUGGAGGAUGAUCUCACCCAGCUUCAAGAUGCACUCAGUCGCUUUCACCAGUACCGCGAAAUAUUCAAGACCACGGGAGUUGUACUCAACUUCUCAUAUCCAUGCCAACACUCCCUCAGUCACUACUCCCUCAUGAUCCAGCUCUUUGGUGCCCCAAAUGGCCUUUGUUCAUCAAUCACAGAGUCCAAACAUAUCAAAGCAGUUAAAGAGCCCUGGCACUGCUCCAGCAGAUACAAAGCAUUAAGCCAGAUGCUUCUCACCAACCAAUGCCUCGACAAAAUAGCUGCAGCCCGGAGUGAUUUUGAAGCUCGUGGCAUGCUUCGAGGGUCGUGCCUGUCCAAUGCAUUGCGGGCACUUAGAGAGAGUGAGUGUUGUUCACCUGAUGUCCCUGCGCUUAUGCUUGAUCUCGACCUUCCAACCCUCCCUACAUUAAUCCAACAAUUUCUUCAUGACCAGCUUCAUAUCAAUGACAAUGAGCCACCUGAAUUUGACCCUGCAAUGGCACCUACUUACAUGGGCAGGGUUUCUGUCUUUAGUUCAGUGGCAGCAUCAUUCUAUGCCCCCAGUGACCUCAGUGGCACUGGAGGCAUGCAACACGAGCAUAUUUGGGCAAUGCCAUCAUGUAUGAAUGACGAAGUCAGUUGUGGCUUGGAUGGGCUUGCUAUUGCAAGAGUAUUGCGUUUUCUCGGCUUCAAGUAUUGGACGAAAUACUUGCAAUGCGCAGUCAUUCGCUGGUUCUCAUAUGUCACAGACAGCCGAGAUCCUGACACUGGGAUGUACCUUGUUGCACCAUCGACCAAUGACGAUGGGAUGCCAGAUGUCUCAAUUAUUCAUAUUGAUUGUAUAUUCCAUGCAGCUCAUCUUAUUCCCCUCUAUGGUUCCAAUGUCUUACCUCACGCAAUCACUCUUCACGACAGCUACAACGUAUUUCGUGCCUUCUAUGUCAACAAGUAUGCAGAUCAUCAUGCAUUCGAGGUAGCGUGA
Messenger RNA from Suillus subaureus, 2493 nucleotides. RefSeq lists its product as uncharacterized. The record is from RefSeq and is a predicted model, not a curated record. Lineage: Eukaryota; Fungi; Basidiomycota; Agaricomycetes; Boletales; Suillaceae. Bases 1 to 2493 code for a protein of 830 amino acids. The transcript is spliced from 11 exons.